Messenger RNA from Solea senegalensis (Senegalese sole), 1353 nucleotides. RefSeq names its product glycolipid transfer protein-like. Gene Ontology annotation, cellular component: cytosol; membrane; cytoplasm. The coding region runs from base 109 to 738 and encodes 209 amino acids. NCBI's taxonomy places the organism in Eukaryota, Metazoa, Chordata, Actinopteri, Pleuronectiformes, Soleidae. Gene Ontology annotation, biological process: ceramide transport; intermembrane lipid transfer. The transcript has 5 exons. The record is from RefSeq and is a predicted model, not a curated record. Gene Ontology annotation, molecular function: ceramide 1-phosphate binding; ceramide 1-phosphate transfer activity.
AAGAACACAGUUCCGGGUUCUUUGCUGCCGAGAGCUGCUCGUUACUACUACUGCCACAAACCCCUCUUCCUCCGCUGCCGCUGCUGCUGCUAACAAUAACAGUGCACCAUGUCGAUUUUACUGGAUAACCAGUUUAAAGAGCUUCCUCCUGACAAGUCCGUCGACACGAAGUCAUUCCUGGACGCUGUUUCUCAUCUCCCUCCGUUCUUCGACUGCUUUGGAUCAGCUGUGUUUUAUGUCAUUAAGUCUGACAUUAGUGGGAACAUCACGAAAAUUAGGAAAGUGUACGACAAGGAUCCUGCUAAGUACGUCACCCUGCAGGACAUCGUGGAGGACGAGCGAGAAACCUAUGGAGCAGAGUGGCCCAAAGUUGGAGCAACAUUAGCUCUCAUGUGGCUGAAAAGGGGUCUCCGUUUCAUACAGAUCUUGCUGCAGAGUUUGGCAGACGGAGAAAGAGAUGAGAACAAACCCAACUCGAUUCAGGUCAAUGUGACGAAAGCGUACGAGAACGCGCUGAAGAGGUACCAUGGUUGGAUGGUGCAAAAGACUUUUCAAAUGGCGUUACUUGCAGCUCCCUACAGAACAAACUUCAUCAAGGCGCUGUCAAAGGGAGAGGAAGUGAAGGAGGAGGACUGUCUGGCAAACGUGCGUCAGUUUCUGGUUAAUUUCACGGCUACUGUAGAUGCCAUCUAUGAGAUGUACACGAAUCUAAACGCAGAACUGGACUACACUGUUUGACGUCCCAGGACGGAACACAAAUGUGACGCAGGAGCUCCUGCGCACGGGUUUUUAACCGGAUUCUUUUUACUUUUACUUAUAGUGUGGAUUUAUAAAUAAUAAGUCAUGUUAAUUAUGUAAAUUCCUUUUAAUUUAAACAAUGGUUCUGUGUGUUGUUAUGUGGGCUGCUGCUUUGUGUGACACUGCCUGUUGAUUUCAGCGGCUCCGUUGAGAGAAGACAAACAUUUCUGUGAGUACACCACACUGAAACGUUCACUCUGGUGUUUUCUGGAAAAGCUCAUAAUUAUUAUAUUUGCCGUCAUUUUAAAAGUUUGUUCAUAUUUAUGUAUCAAAAUAAUCAAAAUUAUUUCACACAAACCUCAAAAUGUCUAAAAUAAAUUGUAAUUGUGCACAUGUAUUAAUAAUGUAAUAUCAUAUGAUCAGGUUAGUUGUUUUCCUGAGCUCAUACUUGAUGUUCAAGAAUCUUACUCCAGGUGGCGAUAUUUGCUUUGUUUUACUUUUAAUCACAUCUGCGCAGUUCCUGUCUGAAAUGCUUGAAUCUGUUACUGGGGAAUUCACAAAAUACCAAAUGUAGUUGGAACCAAAAAUGAGAUCAUAAAUUCAUUUACAUUUUUA